GCCACCACUCUGAUACCCCCGACCCAGCCUAGACCCUGUUUGUGCUUGUGUUGUGGGGUCGGAGGGGGUCUGUGUGAGUGAGUGUGUGUGUGCUCAUGUGGGGAGGGGCUGGCCCACCCAGGAUGUGGAUCAAGGUCACACCCAGGAACUUCCUGGCUGGUGGGAUGCCCCAAGAGCCACAGCUGCUCCAUCUUGCCGCAUCUGGCUCCCACCUUACAGGUUCUUUUUUCAGACCCAAGGACCACACGAAAGGGAGCCACAGCUUUCAGACUCUGGCCCAGGUCCACAAGUCUUGCCAGCACGACCUGGACACUGUGGAGGAGCUGCAAGAGACUCCGUGUCAAACAGAGCAGUCGGACUCCUCUGAAUGUCUUCCGACAGUCCAGGAGCCAAGCCAAACCAGUGAUUCAACAGAAACCAACAGCAAAGGUGCAGAAGAGACUGGAGAAUCAGCUUUUUUAUAUGCUGUUCCUCAGGGACAUGCACCCCCAGCAGGCGAGCUGGGGCUGUCAAAAACCAUUCAGGAUGCUGUAGGUCCUCCUGAGGACCUGGAGCUCACUCUACCGCUAAAGGGUCAGCUUGACACUGACCACUGUCCUGAAGGAGGACCCCAGACAGCUGUAUUCAUAGCACCUCUACUGGGGGAAGCAGGCCAGGGUAAUGAAGACUCAGGACAGCCUGCUGGGGGUGAGCUCACCCCACCCUUGCUGGGGGAGGCAGACCCAGACCCACCUCUCAUUGGAUGUCCUGAGGCUGCCACAAUGACACCACCACAGCAGGCAGAGCCAGGCCAGGGCCUGGAAGACUCAGGAGAGCCUGCUGGGGAUGAGCUCACCCCACCCCUGCUGGGGGAGUUAGAUCCAGACCCACCUCCUGCUGGAUGUCCUGAGGCUGCAGAGAAGAUAGUACCCCAGUAGUGGGGGGGGGCAGGCCCUGGCCCCAGAGCACAGGACAUGCUAAGCUCAGACCAGCCCUGAGGGAGCAACCUGGCCCUGGGCAACAUCCCUCAGGUUAGACAAGAAGGUGUAACCUCACAACAGCCCUGUCUAGGGAAGCAGCCACUGCAGGGAUCCUGCAGGAAAACCAGAGGGGGCUCCCCUGACACUACCCCUCAAAGGACCCAACCCUUUGCCCCACAUCCUGCCUGUGCCCCCUCCGGGAGAAGCUGACAACUCAAUGCCACUGCUUCCCAAACCCUUCCUCAACCACCUCCCAGCCACACGCCUUUGUUGAUCUUCAAACUCGCCUCUACCAACAAAGACCCAGUGCCGGGGACCAGCCUCCGGCAAAAUGUCGUGCCAGGGGUUCCUGAAAGGAUGAGACGGCCUUGGCAACUUGUUAAGCGACUGAAACUCAGGGGCUGAGGGGAAGGGGAUGAGGAAGAAUGAGGAGACACUGACACUUGGUGAGGUGCUAGUAUCUUCUGCCGAGAGACUCAGCAGGUCUUUAUUCAUUCAUUUUUAGUAAGCAGAAAAAAAUACAUUGUCAUGUGUAAAGCAGAAACAAUGAGUGUAUUUUAUUCCCAUGGACUACUGGCUCCUACGGGUCCCAGCUAGACGGUAGCCUUCAAGGUUAAUAGAUAAAAAUCCAGACCUAACACUAAAACUUAUUAUUUCAGCUAGACAAUUAUCUAAGACAGUGGAUAGUCGCCAGUGCAUCCCUAUCAGCUAAAGCCUAAGCAUCAAAAGACUAUUUCAUUCACAUGGCCUUCAGUCAGAGACCAGCUGCUACUCAGCUAUCUGAAUUUUUUCUACCU
Molecule: messenger RNA, 1756 nt
Organism: Talpa occidentalis (Iberian mole)
Lineage: Eukaryota; Metazoa; Chordata; Mammalia; Eulipotyphla; Talpidae
Exons: 3
Coding region: 96-917 (273 amino acids)
Source: RefSeq, a predicted model, not a curated record